This is a messenger RNA of Aspergillus ibericus CBS 121593, 4074 nucleotides long. RefSeq names its product bifunctional urea carboxylase/allophanate hydrolase. Gene Ontology annotation, molecular function: metal ion binding; ATP binding. The record is from RefSeq and is a predicted model, not a curated record. The transcript has 9 exons. Lineage: Eukaryota; Fungi; Ascomycota; Eurotiomycetes; Eurotiales; Aspergillaceae. The coding region runs from base 235 to 3948 and encodes 1237 amino acids.
UGCAGACUGAAGAGGGGCACCUGGCUUAUCAGCGAUCUACGAGGGGUUGACCCCACCCAUCUCCAAUUCUCCAACGGCCGUUGAUCUACAUCAUACCUCUUAUCAUCGAACCCCGAGCUGCUCAUCGUAACAGUCAACGAGUAGGCGUGCAGAGUUGACGACAGGAGCUGCUCUUUAAUAUAACCAGAGGGACCCGACCCGCCAACACCCUUCACCCUUCAACAGCCAUCUGCAAUGGAAUCACUGAAGACACUGUUAGUCGCCAACCGUGGCGAGAUUGCUGUUAGAAUCUUGAAGACAGCUAGGAAGCUGAAUCUUCGAACAGUAGUGGUUUACACUGAACCGGAUGCUGCUUCCACCCAUGUUCACCUGGCAGACGAAGCCGUCCUCCUGACUGGCACACCAUCCAAGGCGUACAUCGAUGGAGAGCAGAUCAUCCAAAUCGCGAAGCAAUACAAUGCAGACGCAAUUAUACCGGGAUAUGGGUUUCUGUCUGAAAAUGCGGACUUUGCAAGAGCUGUUGCUAGCUCUGGGAUAGCUUUUGUCGGUCCUUCGCCGGAGAGCAUCGAGGCUUUUGGGCUUAAGCAUACUGCACGAGAUCUUGCGACACAAGCUGGUGUUCCCAUCGUGCCUGGCUCACAGGGACUGGUGAAAGGCGAGGACGAAGCUGUUCAAAUUGCAAAGGAACUAGGAUUUCCGGUCAUGCUGAAAGCUACAGCUGGUGGCGGUGGAAUGGGUCUACUAACCUGCAAUACAGAGAAAGAAGUUAGAGAUUCUUUUCUCACAGUCAAGUCCAGAGGCGAGGCACUGUUCAAAAAUGCCGGAAUCUUUGUUGAACGCUAUUUUCCAUCGAGCCACCAUAUCGAGGUCCAGGUGUUUGGGAAUGGUGGCGGCAAAGCCAUAUACAUUGGUGAACGUGAAUGUUCCAUACAGCGGAGACACCAGAAAGUUAUAGAAGAGUGUCCAAGCCCGUUUGUUACCACAAAUCCCGGCUUAAGAGAAAGGCUGGGUGAUGCUGCUGUCCGUCUCGCGGAGUCGAUAGAUUAUGGAUCCGCUGGAACAAUCGAGUAUCUUGUGGAUGACGAGACCGGUGCAUUUUUCUUCCUUGAGAUGAAUACGCGCCUACAAGUUGAGCAUGGAAUAACAGAGCUAUGCUAUGGAAUUGAUCUGGUGGAACUGAUGUUGAAACAAGCAGACGCCCAGCUUUCAGGAAAGAAAGGUAUCAACGCGGCGUAUCUCGCUAACCUCCCAGUCCACUCACCGUCUGGUUUCGCCAUUGAAGCAAGAGUUUAUGCCGAAAACCCGGCCAAGGACUUUGCGCCUUGUCCGGGGACACUUCAGACUGUCGAGUGGAAAGAAUUGCAAGGGUCUAGAAUCGAUACAUGGGUUUAUAGAGGUGUCAAAGUGUCGGCGAAUUACGACCCACUGCUUGCAAAAGUCAUGUAUCACUCGUCAAGUAGAGAGCAAACAAUUGAGGGAAUGAGAACUAUAUUGACAGAGUCACGAAUCUGUGGCCCUCCAACAAACCUGGAGUUCUUGGCUGAAGUCCUGGCGGAUGACAAAUUCGUUGCCGGGAAAACCCUGACGAGGUUCUUGAAUGAUUUCAAGUACCAGCUGUCUGCCAUUGAUGUUGUCUCUGGCGGUGCCUAUACGCUUAUCGAAGAUUGGCCCGGCCGCCCAACUUUGGGGAGGGGAUUUUGUCAUUCUGGCCCUAUGGAUCCAACGGCGUUUCGCAUUGCAAAUGCACUUGUUGGUAACCCUAUAGGGAUGGAGGCACUAGAGAUUACAUUGAGCGGACCAGAAUUGGGAUUCUUAGGACCAGCCCUCAUCUCACUAUGUGGUGCUCCUAUUGAAGCCAAACUAGACGAUACACCCCUACCGAUGUGGUCGAGGGUAAAGGUCUCGGCCGGUCAGCGUUUGAAGAUUGGAAAAACCACCGGGAACGGGUGUAGAGCUUACCUGGGUGUCUUUGGAGGCUUCUUGAAUGUCGCAGAGUGGUUUGGAUCCAAGUCCACCACUCCAGGGGUUGGGGUAGGAGGCUAUCAAGGCAGACAGCUUGCUUCUGGUGACCUCCUUUCAAUAACUUCACAGGUGCCAGAUAUCAGCGGUGACCUCCGUUUACCGCAGCACCUCAUACCUCAAUAUCCAGAUCACUGGGAGAUCAUGGCUAUGCCAGGGCCGUAUGACGAAGGAUACCUUGUCCCGGAAAGCAUCAAUAUGCUUUAUAGUACGGACUGGAAGGUGUCCCACAACGCUGCCCGAGGAGGCAUCCGUCUUUUAGGCCCAAAGCCUACCUGGGCGCGCGCAGACGGUGGGGAAGGUGGCGCGCACCCUUCUAAUCUGAUCGAGUAUGGAUAUGCGAUAGGUUCUCUCAACUGGACUGGUGAUGACCCGGUGAUAUUUCCUGUGGAUGCACCGGAUCUGGGAGGGUUCGUUAGUAGCCAUACGAUUUGCAAAGCUGAUCUCUGGAAGCUGGGACAGGUGAAAGCGGGAGAUACUUUGAGAUACCGGGCUACUUCUUUGGAAGAUGCACUGUCUUCUCGCUUGGAAGUAGAGCGUUUUAUCGCCGAAGUGGGCCAGGGUUGCCACAAGAGCGAUUUCAGUGGCAUAUCCCCUGUUAGUGACAAAUUGGCUCCUGAGUUAACGGCAGCGAAUCGCGGGAGUGGUGUCAUCCACCAGAUCCAGGCGAGUGAGAGCCAGCCUCUGGUUUCAUAUCGCCAGGCCGCUGAUGACUAUAUCCUCAUUGACUACGGCACUGGAUCUUUUGAUCUGAAUCACCGUUGCAGAGUGACUGCUCUUAAGAAAGCCCUGAGCGAAGGCACCGGUAGCAUCACCUUUUCCACUGGGCUGAUAUCAAUGCUGGGAUGUGGGAAUUCUUUGAUGCUCUACUAUGACGGAACAAAGAUCCCACAGAGGAAACUCUUAGCGUACCUCUGUGAUAUCGAGACAAAGCUUGGUGACCUCAGUCAAGCGAAAUUCCCCAGCCGGCUGUUCAAACUCCCGCUUUCGUUCGAGAGCCAGAGACAGAAAGAUGCACUUACGCGAUACAUGGAGACGCAGCGCCCCUAUGCCUCCUAUCUGCCCGACAACAUAGACUUUGUGGCCAAAAACAAUGCCUUUAGCAGACGAGAGCUUGAAAGAAUCUACUUGACUGCCAAUUUAAUGGUCGUUGCAGUUGGAUUCUUCACUGCUCUGCCACUCUCACUUCCUGUCGACCCGCGCCAUCGGAUGAAUUGCCCAAAAAUGAACCCCAGCAGAGUCUACACUCCUGCCGGCUCCGUGUCCUGGGGCGGUAGCUGCAUGGCACUAUACAACGUGGACUCCCCAGGCGGAUACCAAAUGACAGGCAUGACGAUUCCCGGCGUUGAUAUUCUCGGCUCCAAGAAAGGCUACGAAGCCAACCGCCCCUGGCUUUUCGAGGAUUUUGAUCAGAUCACCUUUUACCGCGUGUCAGACGAAGAGUACGAAAAGCAGCUCGCCCUGUUCAACAGUGGACGAUACGAAUACCAAUGGGAAGAAACCGUCUUCGACAUGGCCGAACACAACAGACUCCUCCGCGAUACCAAAGAAGAAGUCGCAGCCAUCCGAAGCAAGCAGCGACAGGCACAAGCGGAGAUGGACAAGCUUGAGGCCGAGCUUCUUGAACUGUGGGCCAAAGAGAAAGCAGAAAGAGGUAUCCCGAUGGACACAAUCGAGAACCUACUAAAAGACCCUGAUAUCACCCCCAUCGAAGCCCCCCUAAACGCCAACAUCUGGAAAGUGGAAGUCAAAGAAGGCGAUAAGCUAGGCCCCGACCAGCUAGUGGUUAUACUGGAAGCCAUGAAACUAGAAAUUGCCGUCCGCACCGAGUCCCUCGCUGCUGGUUCGACGGUGGAGAAAAUCCUAGCCCAACCGGGGGAUUCAAUCGAGGCAGGCAAGCCUCUAGUUCUGGUGAGGACGCAGAAGUGAUGCCAUGCCCCCUGCGCUCUUUGCGUCAGUUCCCCACGCAGAUAUAGUAUGGCUGCAAGAACAGGGGUUAAGCAUAGCUAGUUUAGAUGUCUUUCAUACAAACCGUAUCCAAGUAUGCAAUUCACU